UUGGUUUCAUCCUAGCUCGCUUGCGGUUUUUAACGUUACGCCGAUUGCGUACUGCCGCUGCGCGUGUAAUCCGUUGCUGUGUAUGCGUUCUGGGGGGUUUCUUGUUUACGCUAUUCGCGUAUCGCCCCAUUUCGCUGCUGGUCCUAAUAGUGGCGCGGAAGAGCAGCUUAUUUUCCUCUUUAGACCCGUGGAGGGGUUCUGUCCAAGCUUGGGAAGCGGGCUCUAAACUUUCCCCUUUUCGGGGCCAAAUGAAGCACCUUCUUGUAUGAGGAAGGGGCCUUGUGUGUGGCACAGUAGCCAAGUCCUGUGGGACAGUGGAGGGACAGUAGGCUACCCCAAACUGAGUAGUGGCAGAGUAGUGGUCCACUGCACAGGUGUGGCAGAGUGAGCAUGGUAGGCUAGUAGCAUUUUUUGUUGUUGUCAAAGAGCAUUAGACAGAAUUGAGCACCAAAGAUUGACAUUGCAAUAGGAAGGGUUUGAUGUUGCAAAAGAUUGAUAUUGCAAUGGUAAUCUUAAGAGCUAUGAAUGGUGUCUCCUUGCUUCUGCCCAUGAGUUCAGUCAGAGCACUGUAAAAGCGAUCUCUUGAACUGCCAGCAACUGUUAAGUUCUCAAGAAAUGACAUUGCCUCUGUUGCAAAGCAGUGGUGUUAGAUUCUCAAAACAUUAUAAGCAGCAAGGACAUUUGGCUACAGGCACAAGCUAGAACCAACUUGCAGUGAGUAGUCACUUUUGCCCCCCAGUCAUGUGAAAGAAUAACAAAACAGGCUAACUUUCCUUAUUAAGAGUCAUGGUGGAUAUUGUGCUCUCUGAAUAAACUAGCAGUCAAUAAUUUUUGUCCGACAGUAAGCAACUGUUGAUAGGCAACUUAGGAAGCCCACUAUCCAAAUGUUUUGGAAAGGCAGGAUGAAAGGGCUGCAAGGUUAGGGACACAGGCAGCCAUAGGAGUGAACUGUGAUCCAUUAAAAGAGAUGUGGUAGAAGGCUGAUUUCAUGAGAACUGCAAGUGAGGAAAAGAUUUCGAAGGAAUAGAUUAAUAGUAUUUCUUAAGAGAAGAAUGUCGAAUCACCACAUGUCUCCAGCAGGUGAUAGAUGGCACUUCCCAUGGGGGAUGAAUAAUAUGUGCUCCCCUACCAAUGAACCUUGGCCAAUGCGACUGCCAUUUCUUGAGGCUGACCUGCGGCUGCAAUCGAUGUGUGCGGGCUCGAUGCAGCAGCCUGUUCGGCGCAGCCUCCCUCGGUCCAGGUUGUUGCCGCCUCCUUCCGCCCCGCUCCCGCCGCCUUUGCACCCGCCGAUCGAUGCUCUCGGGCCUCCCGCAGCCAUUUUAAGCGGGGAGAGACCGAGGCCGAAAGACGGGCUGACUACUGGAAGGCAACCUAUGCUCACAAUGUAUAGACCAAAAGUAAGCCUAAAAGACAGGCAACAGCUUUACAAGCUCAUCAUUAGUCAGUUGUUGUAUGAUGGAUACAUUAACAUUGCUAACGGUUUGAUAAACGAGGUGAAGCCACAGUCUGUCUGUGCACCGUCUGAGCAGCUGUUACAUCUUAUUAAAGUGGGAAUGGAGAAUGAUGACAGUGCAGUGCAGUAUGCCAUUGGACGCUCUGACACAGUCGCUCCAGGUACAGGCAUUGACUUGGAAUUUGAUGCAGAUGUACAAACGAUGUCCCCAGAGGCUUCUGAAUACGAGACAUGUUAUGUCACAUCUCACAAAGGACCGUGUCGUGUCGCUACGUAUAGCAGAGAUGGACAGCUAAUAGCUACAGGAUCUGCUGAUGCGUCAAUUAAAAUACUUGAUACGGAGAGAAUGUUGGCAAAGAGUGCUAUGCCUAUUGAGGUCAUGAUGAAUGAAACUGCACAGCAGAACAUGGAGAACCACCCUGUUAUCAGAACUCUUUACGAUCAUGUGGACGAGGUGACAUGCUUAGCGUUUCAUCCAACAGAACAGAUCCUUGCUUCUGGAUCGAGGGAUUACACACUUAAAUUGUUUGAUUACUCAAAACCAUCUGCUAAAAGAGCUUUCAAAUAUAUCCAGGAAGCAGAAAUGCUACGUUCUAUCUCUUUCCAUCCUUCUGGAGACUUUAUACUUGUUGGUACCCAGCAUCCUACCUUGCGACUCUAUGAUGUCAAUACUUUCCAGUGUUUCGUGUCUUGCAACCCUCAAGACCAGCACACCGAUGCUAUAUGCUCAGUUAAUUACAACGCAAGCGCUAACAUGUAUGUGACGGGAGGUAAAGACGGAUGCAUCAAACUAUGGGAUGGUGUUUCAAAUCGCUGCAUUACGACUUUUGAGAAGGCGCACGAUGGAGCGGAAGUUUGUUCUGCCAUCUUCUCCAAGAACUCCAAAUAUAUCCUGUCAAGCGGAAAAGACUCCGUAGCGAAGCUAUGGGAGAUAUCCACUGGAAGAACCCUGGUCAAAUAUACAGGAAUCUGGACGUUAGAAAGAAAGGCAUCAACCUCUUUUUCUUGGGGAGCUGGUCUAAGUGGACGUCAGGUUCAUAGGACCCAGGCAGUCUUCAACCACACUGAAGAUUACGUCCUUCUUCCCGAUGAAAGAACCAUUAGCCUCUGCUGCUGGGACUCAAGAACAGCAGAACGAAGGAAUCUCCUUUCCUUGGGGCAUAACAGCAUCGUCCGCUGCAUAGUUCAUUCUCCCACCAAUCCUGGUUUCAUGACGUGCAGCGAUGACUACAGGGCUCGGUUUUGGUACCGAAGGUCAACCACGGACUGAAGCUGCAUUAGUUAAAUAGCUGCCUGGGUUUUAUGGCAUUUUUUCCUACAAAAAUUAUUUUUCUUUUUUUUUACUUUGAAUUUAAACAGUUUGGACUAAAUUUUCUAUAACAAAAAAGGCAAAAAAAAUUCCUUGUUUGUACUUUCUGGUCAUCUGGCCACGAAGUAGAUUUUUCCGUCAUUCUUUUGGACUUUUUAACAACUUGUUGUUCUUAAAAUGUUGCAGAUCAAUUAAACUGAAAGUUCUGAUUAAA
Sphaerodactylus townsendi is the source of this 2976-nucleotide messenger RNA. RefSeq names its product cleavage stimulation factor subunit 1 (gene CSTF1). The record is from RefSeq and is a predicted model, not a curated record. Gene Ontology annotation, biological process: mRNA 3'-end processing. Gene Ontology annotation, cellular component: mRNA cleavage stimulating factor complex. The coding region runs from base 1053 to 2723 and encodes 556 amino acids. Lineage: Eukaryota; Metazoa; Chordata; Lepidosauria; Squamata; Sphaerodactylidae. The transcript has 8 exons. Gene Ontology annotation, molecular function: protein binding; RNA binding.